Molecule: messenger RNA, 834 nt
Organism: Sclerotinia borealis F-4128
Lineage: Eukaryota; Fungi; Ascomycota; Leotiomycetes; Helotiales; Sclerotiniaceae
Source: the annotation of a GenBank genome assembly
AUGACACAGCAGAAUUCACAGGAUCAGUGGCAUCCUCGAGCCAACUGGAAUUUACCACCAAGAAACAUGGUUGACGGAGUAGGAUUUAAUAAGGUUGCCAUUGUGACGGGAUGCGCAAGUGGGAUGGGGCUGGAGACGACGAGAUUAUUUUUGAGUCAUCAGUAUAGGGUAUUGGGGGUGGAUAUCAGUGAAAUGGAUUAUGAUGAGUUAGAGAUGAAGGAUCAGGAGAGGUUCCAUUUCCAUAGAGGAGACUUGAGAAAUGAUGGAGAGUGCGAUUAUGUGGUCAGGAUAUGUCUUGCUGAAUUUGGUGACAAGAUUGACGUCCUGGCCAAUAUAGCUGGUGUAAUGGACGCAUUUGCUGCAGCAGACAAUGUCACGGAUGGUGAAUGGGAUCGUGUCAUUGCAAUCAAUCUCACAGUUCCUACUAAAUUGAUGAGAGCUGUUCUACCAGUCAUGAAAGCAAAGAAAAAUGGUGUCAUUAUCAAUGUGGCUAGCAAAGCUGCAAUGAGUGGUGCUUCAGCAGGGGUUGCUUAUACAGCUUCAAAGCACGGAUUGUUGGGAGUGACCAAGAACACUGCAUUCAGAUUUAGGGAUGAGGGCAUUAGAUGUAAUGCUGUUUGUCCCGGAGGCGUAAUGACCAACAUUGCCAGUUCAAUGAACCAAGAGUGCUUCGAUCAAGAAGCGCCGGUGCAAGCUCUUCACAUCAAACCUGGUGAAAACCCUCCAAUUUCUGUUUCAGCAGUGGCUGAAGCGAUUCUGUAUCUUGCAAGCGAUGGAGCGAGGGCGAUUAAUGGCGUUGCGCUUCCCAUUGAUAAUGCAUGGAGCACCAUUUGA